CACGUCACUUGCCAGCAAGUGAACUCAUGCACUGCAGCCUGCUUCAUAAAGCACACGGUCAACGUCUCCUAUCACCUAACCACCUGUUCCUUCCUGACAGAUUCAGGUUUCCUGCACUUAAAUGUUAAGCAUUCAGUUCCUAUCACAGUGAUCGCAACUACUUCAUCAGAAUGGUGUUACAUAUAAUUACUACUCACAAGACUUGCUGUCAUAUCACACUACACCAAAGCAAGAAAAAUGGACAGGAAAGCCAGAUGCUCAAGUUCUACAUGGUGUGAAACACGAGGCUAAAAUUCUAACAUGAACAAAACUAAGUGUUUUUUGACUGCACUACCUGUUUUCAUACUUGCAUACAUCAUAAUUUCUUAUAGUGAGAUUUUUACCGAACAAGAAGAAUAUCCAAAGAAUAAUUGCACCAAGCAAUGUCCUGCAAUUUUAAGCGGUGAAGCAUCAGCAUUUCAAUUUGGAGAACAGUGUGAAAAGCAGGGGUUAAAAAUAUUCCACAUUCAGAUCCCAAUUAAUUGUUCGAGAAUCGAACUAGAACGUAACUUCAUAACAAGUUCAUUGUCAGAAGAAGAAGCUAGCUAUCCUCUGGCUUAUAUUAUCACUAUCCACAAGGAAUUUGAAAUGUUUGUAAAACUAAUCCGAGCAAUUUAUAGACCAGAGAAUGUGUAUUGCAUCCAUGUUGAUCAAAAGUCACCAGAAGAUUACCAAAGAAAGGUAAAGAGCUUGACUGGCUGCUUUCAAAACAUUUUCCUGGCUUCAAAAAUGGAAUAUGUUGUUUAUGGUGGAUUCUCACGCCUACAGGCAGAUAUAAAUUGCAUGAAAGAUCUCGUCAACUCAACAGUAGCAUGGAAGGCAGUUAUCAAUCUCUGUGGACAAGACUUUCCAAUAAAAACUAAUAGGGAAAUCAUCCAGUACAUAAAAAACAAGUGGAACGGCAAGAACAUCACACCCGGAAUACAACAACCAUGGUAUCUGAAAUACAGGACAGAGUACAGGUACAAAGAGGAGAUGAAAGAUGGUGAAGCCCAAAUUUACCAACUUAAUCAGAAAAAAACUGCACCACCUUUGGGGCUCACUAUUUAUUUUGGAACCGCAUAUUACGUACUUACGAGACAAUUUGUGAAGUUUGUAUUGGAAGAUGAACGUGCAAUCGCUCUGCUCGAGUGGUCCCGUGAUACAUACAGCCCUGAUGAACAUUACUGGGUGACACUGAAUCGCUUAAAGGAUGCACCUAAUAUGAUCCCAAAUGUUACAUGGGACGGUGAUAUUCGGGCAGUUGUAUGGGCACCUAUGGCUGGACCAACAUAUGAUGGCUGCAAUGGAUAUUACAGAAAUAACAUUUGUGUGUACGGCCUAAGAGAUCUAAAGUGGAUCAUUCAACAGCCAGCCAUGUUUGCCAAUAAGUUUGAACAUUCGACAAACCCUCUGACUGUGGCGUGUUUGGAGCAAUGGCACAGGGAACGUGUACUCAGUCAGACUUCAGAAACUAUACAGCCGCACUGGUACCUGAGGGAUUAAAGGGUACUUUGAUAUUGAAAUAGAGUAAAUUCCAAUAUUUGUGUAUUCAAUUGAUUAAAAUUUCCAAUGGC
Messenger RNA from Pristis pectinata (smalltooth sawfish), 1595 nucleotides. It is a transcript of the gene gcnt7, whose product is annotated as glucosaminyl (N-acetyl) transferase family member 7. The record is from RefSeq and is a predicted model, not a curated record. Gene Ontology annotation, cellular component: membrane. Gene Ontology annotation, molecular function: acetylglucosaminyltransferase activity. NCBI's taxonomy places the organism in Eukaryota, Metazoa, Chordata, Chondrichthyes, Rhinopristiformes, Pristidae. The coding region runs from base 301 to 1524 and encodes 407 amino acids. The transcript is spliced from 4 exons.